This is a messenger RNA of Lates calcarifer (barramundi perch), 2128 nucleotides long. Its product is annotated as tissue alpha-L-fucosidase-like. NCBI's taxonomy places the organism in Eukaryota, Metazoa, Chordata, Actinopteri, Centropomidae. The record is from RefSeq and is a predicted model, not a curated record. Gene Ontology annotation, molecular function: alpha-L-fucosidase activity. Gene Ontology annotation, cellular component: lysosome. Gene Ontology annotation, biological process: fucose metabolic process; glycoside catabolic process.
GUGGAAGCCCUACCAGAAAAAAUCAUUGUAAAGUUACAUUACUGAUUUCCGCAGGCUUUUGACUUAAGAGAGCAACAGAUUACCUUAAAAGUGCAUUUGUAUUUUGUAAUGUCACAGAAGGAGUCAAAUCUAAGUCGGAUGGACGUUGCCGUUCUGUUAAAGCCAUCUCCCUGAAGUUGGAACUGUACCACCAAGGAGUGACUAUACCGGUUGCCCUACCCACAAUGGCAUAAAGGUGUUAUGUGCAGGUACAUGCUGAAAACACACAGGUACCUGACGAGUUGACUAAGAGGGACAAGCAGAAUCUUAUAACCUCCUCACAAGUCAUCAUGUCGCGUCUUAUCCCACUUCUCAGUGUAAUUCCUCUUCUUAUGAUCGGACCUGGAUGCAUAGCGCGUUACGCACCAAACUGGACUAGCCUGGAUGCCAGACCCCUGCCCCAGUGGUUCGACGAGGCGAAGGUCGGGAUUUUCGUUCACUGGGGGGUCUUCUCGGUCCCUGGCUUCGGCAACUUCAGUGAGUGGUUCUGGUAUUGGUGGCAGUCCGAGAAACGCGCAGACGUCGUUGAGUUCAUGCAGAGAAACUACCCGAAGUACUUCAAAUACACGGGUUUUGCGCACGAGUUUCGCGCAGAAUUCUUCGAUCCGGACGCAUGGGCGGAAAUAUUCAAAGCCUCUGGAGCCAGGUAUGUAGUAUUCACAUCCAAACACCAUGAAGGAUUCACAAACUGGCCCUCAGCAGUCUCCUGGAACUGGAACUCAGUGGAUGUAGGUCCUCACCGGGACCUGGUGGGAGAACUGGCUGCAGCUGUCAGGAAGAGAUCACUGCAUUUGGGUCUCUACCACUCUCUGUAUGAAUGGUACCACCCCCUUUACUUGUUGGAUCAAGUCUCUGGAUUCAAGACUCAGCAUUUUGUUGCCAGUAAGACUCUGCCAGAGCUUGUGAACCUCGUGAUGGCAUACAAACCUGAUCUGAUCUGGUCUGAUGGGGACUGGGAUGCACCGGAUACUUACUGGAACUCCACCCAGUUCCUGGCCUGGCUCUACAAUGACAGUCCUGUAAAGGAUGUGGUGGUUACCAAUGACAGGUGGGGCAAGGGCUGCUACUGCAAACAUGGAGGCUACUACAACUGCGCUGACAGGUACACGCCAGGUAAACUUCCGGACCACAAGUGGGAGAAAUGCCAGUCCAUCGACACCCGUUCCUGGGGCUACAGAAGAGACAUGAGGCUCAGUGAACUCAUGGACCUGCCUUCCAUCAUUAAGGACAUGGCGUAUGUGGUGGCAAUGGGUGGCAACUACCUACUGAACAUUGGGCCCAUGGCAGACGGCAUGAUCGCCCCAGUGUUUGAGGAACGUCUGAGGGGUCUCGGUGCCUGGCUGGGUAUAAACGGGGAGGCUAUCUAUGCUUCCAAACCCUGGAGGAUCCAGACAGAGAACAGCACCGUCCAAGUCUGGUAUACCUCCAAAAACAGUGCAGUUUAUGCCAUAAUCCUUGGUUGGCCGUCCAAACAAGUACUUCAACUUACAACACCGAAGAUAUCUGGGGCAACAAAAGUGACACUUCUGGACUAUCCUAACAAACCACUGAGUUGGGCACCAGUGACACAAACAGCUGGACUGGUGAUUCUUUUGCCUACUAUGCCAGCAUCUCCUGGAAAUGCCUGGACUCUGAAACUGGAGGGUGUAGCCUGACGUCAUAGAGUCAACUAAAUGAAGUUAUAUACUGUAGUUUUACAUCAAGAAGAAUGUCUAUACACUGAUGUUUGUGAACUAUACUUAAUGUAUUUGAAACUGUUGAUAAAGUUAUUAGCUAGGCUUGAAUGUUGGUAUCAAAAGGUUGUUUGUUAAUAAUCCCAAAAAUUCCCUCACUUUUCUAUUAGGCUUCCUUGAAAAUUGAGAAAGUGUUUUGGUGAGGUUUGUUGCCUCACUGUGGAACAGCCACCAAACUUGUUGGCAUGAAAUUUGGUUACUUUUUCCAAAGUGAAGGAUUUACUGAACAGUAAAUGCACUGUAGAUGCAUGAAAUGGACGUUUGCUUGUGGAUGUUAAUGUCACGGUAUGGAAAAAUAAAAGAGCAGGUAUACAUUACUGUAAACAAGUUAAAAUGAAGAAACACUAUAAAAAUAA